AUGCGUUCCCGUAGCAACAGUCUGGAGGAUGCAGCUAAGGCCAGGCCCAUGCAAACAAGGGCUCGAUCACGACGCCGGACGUCCGAAAGAGAGGAACCAGCCAAUCAGGGAGCAGAACGGCCAUGGCACAGAGAACCACCUGAUGACACGGGCACCGUCAAGAGGAACCAAAAGAGCCGAAGUGGCAGCAGUGGGAGCAGUGGGCACAGCGGGCGAAGGGACAGGACAACAGCGUCAGGGAAGGGCAGGGACCUUUCUCGUGACGACCUCCUCUUCCUCCUCAGUAUGCUGGAGGGAGAACUGCAGGCAAGAGACGAGGUAAUCACGGUUUUGAAGGCUGAUAAGAUUGAUCUGGCAUUGCUGGAAGCACGCUAUGGCUUUGUCACCCCACAGAAGGUCUUGCAGGCCCUUCAGAGAGAUGCUAUCCAAGGCAAGAACAACGGCUGGCAGGACGACAUCUAUGAGAAACCCAUGGCAGAGCUGGACAAGCUGGUGGACAAGCAGAGGGAGAGUCACCGGCGUAUGCUGGAGCAGCUGCUCCUGGUCGAGCAGGCACACAAACAGGCCCUGUACAAACUGGAAGAUGAGAAGAGAAAUCAUAGUGAAUUUAUGAAGAAGAGUGAUGAGUUUACCAACCUGCUGGAGCAGGAAAGGGAGAGACUUAAGUUGCUUAUUGAUCAAGAAAAGGCUUACCAAGAAAGAAAGGAGGAAGAGAGUGAACAAAAGGUCUCAGACCUUAAGGAGGAGCUGACUAAACUGAAAUCUUUUGCACUGCUGGUCGUUGACGAGCAGCAGCGCCUCACAGAGCAGUUGACCCAACAGACUGCUAAGGUCCAAGAACUGACUGCCACAGUCUCUCAAACCCAAGAGGAGCUGAGCUCUGCCCAAACCCGCAUACAAGAAGAAGAGAGCAAAGUCUUCCGCCUGGAGGCGGAGUUACGUGACCAGGCUAGUCGUUUUCAUCAGGAGCAAGAAGCCAUGACCGCGAAACUGACCAAUGAGGAUGCCCAGAACAGACAGCUCAGGCAAAAACUGUCCACACUCAGCCGACAGCUGGACGAACUGGAGGAGACCAACAAAACUCUUCGCAGGACAGAAGAGGAAUUGCAGGAGCUGAGAGAGAAAAUCAGUCGCGGAGAAUGUGGCAACUCCAGUCUGGUAGCUGAAGUAGAGGAGCUGCGGAAACGAGUGCUGGAGAUGGAGGGAAAGGAUGAGGAGUUGAUUAGAAUGGAGGACCUUUGCAGAGACCUAAACAGGAAGCUGGAAAAAGAGGCCAGCCAAAGCCGCAGCUUAAAGGCAGAAGUGGACAAACUUAAUCACAGGAUCAUGGAGCUGGAGAAACUCGAAGAUGCCUUUGGCAAGAGCAAGCAGGAAUGCAGCUCGCUGAAAUGCAACCUGGAGAAGGAAAGAACGGUGACAAAACACCUGUCCAAUGAGCUGGAUGUUCUGAGGGUAAGAAUCAAGGAGCUUGAGGCCAUUGAGGGCCAACUGGAGAAAACAGAGCUCACCUUGAAAGAAGAUCUUACCAAGCUUAAGACACUGACAGUCAUGCUUGUGGAUGAGAGAAAGACAAUGGCAGAGAAACUCAGGCACAUGGAGGACAAACUGCAGAACAGCACAGGCAAACUGCAGGCCGAACAAGACAAAGUCACAACAGUGACGGAGAAGCUCAUAGAGGAAAGCAAGAAAACCUUGAAGUCCAAGGCUGAAUUGGAGGAGAAGAUGUGCGUUGCGAACCGAGACAGGGAUGAGCUGAGGUCUAAGCUCAAAGCCGAGGAAGAGAAGAACAAUGACCUUCAAUCCAAAAUCAACAUGAUGAAGAAAAGGCUUCAGUCCUUGGAAGCUAUUGAGAGAGAGUUCCUGAGAAACAAAGCCAAAGAAGAACACAUCAAAACACCCAUACCCAAUCGCUUCCAACAAGAAGACAACAAAGUCAAAGAUUUGACUCAAGAGGUGGAGAGGCUCAGACGGAAGCUCAAAGAAAUGAAGGUUGUUGAAGAUGAUCUGCUGAAGACUGAGGAUGAGUUUGAGACCUUGGAGAAGAGAUAUUCAAAUGAACAAGAGCGAGCCAAAGUCUUACUGGAAGAACUAGAAGUCUCCAGAAAGGAACUCUCCAAGUAUCAGUUGGCUGAGAAAAAGGAAUCUAACCAGGAGCACAUUCUUUACAAGCGUCUGAAAGAGGAAGAGGCCAAGUCAAGCCAUCUGACCAGAGAGGUGGAAGCUCUUAAGGAGAAGAUCCAUGAAUACAUGGGCACGGAGGAAUCCAUCUGUCGCAUGAAAACAGAUCACGCAACACUCCAGAGGAAACUUACGCAGCAGGAAGUGAGGAACAAAGAGCUUGCCAGAGAGAUGGAGAGCCUCACACGAGAGCUUGAGCGAUACCGCCGCUUCAGCAAAAGCCUCCGUCCUGGCAUGAACGGGCGUCGCUUUUCAGAUCUAAAUGUCUCCACGAAGGAGGUGCAGACUGACCCAACAGACAGCUUGCCCCCAAAUUACAAGAGUCUUGCUCCACUGGAACGCGCAGUGGUAAAUGGAAAACUGUAUGAGGAGAGCGAUCAAGAUGAUGAACACAAUUACAACGAGAUCCACCUGACAAAAUGCAACCCCUCACUCAUUAACAAUGUCAACAAUCUGAACAACAGUAUGAAGAGGGUCAGGGGCCCCUUCCUCAAGAGCAGAGAGAGCCAACACCCGGUUAAUGGCAAGGUGCAACCAAAACAGAAUGGGAAUCAUGUCCAGCAAGGAGACGUCGUCCUUACGCACAGUCCUGGGCAACCUCUCCACAUAAAGGUGACCCCAGAUCACGGGCACAACACAGCCGUGCUGGAGAUUACGAGCCCAACUACAGAGAACGCCCAGUCCUACACCAGCACGGCAGUUAUCCCAACCAGUGGUGCACCUCCCAAACAAAGGAUCACUAUCAUCCAGAAUGCGUCGAUCUCCCCAUCCAGCAAAACCAAGGGUUCUCCCUGCUCUUCAGACAGCCCCUGCACACCAGACAGAUCCAUGUCACCCCUCACCAUGGCAAACUACUCCCGAACGAUGACCCCAGAUUCUUCAGGGUCAGUGACCCCAGACAGAGCCAUGUCACCAAUACAGAUAGUGUCUGUCACCACAGGAACACCUGACAGGUCACAGUCCUCAGAGCCAGUAGAGGUCACAGGAGGUCACGCCAUCUUCCGUGUAACCCCGGAGAGGCAGAACAGCUGGCAGCUGCAGAGGUCCAACAGCUCAGGACCUAAUGUCAUCACUACAGAGGACAACAAAAUCCACAUCCAUUUAGGGAGCCCCUACAUUCAGACCAUAAACAGCACAGCCCGACCCCUGAGCCCUGGCUACUCACCUGGGCAAGAGCAAAGAACUCCAGUGUUAACCAAUGGCACACCAAACAAAGGCAACAGCAAAAUCACAAGUAGCAUCACUAUAAAGCCCACCUCCACCCCAAUACCAAGGCCAUCACAAAUUACAAUACCUCUUGAAGCAUUCCGACGUCCUGGCCCGACUAGGAUUCCCAAGCCAAAAGCCUACGGUGCAUCAAAAGGGACAAACAAUGCCGCCAGCUUAGGACAAAGCAAGGAUUCAACACAGGCUGCUGUGAACUCUGGGAAAAGUGUGUCCAACAAUCUAAACAUAGUCAAUCACCCAACAAAAUCAUGA
Chanos chanos (milkfish) is the source of this 3657-nucleotide messenger RNA. RefSeq names its product filamin A interacting protein 1-like (gene filip1l). The transcript is spliced from 5 exons. Bases 1 to 3657 code for a protein of 1218 amino acids. The record is from RefSeq and is a predicted model, not a curated record. NCBI's taxonomy places the organism in Eukaryota, Metazoa, Chordata, Actinopteri, Gonorynchiformes, Chanidae.